UCAUGUAUUUACGAUAAUCAAUAGAACAAAGGAAAGUAUACAUAAAUAACUACUGACUACUUACUUAUAUUCUGACAUUUUAAAAUCACUACGCGCGGUGACAUCAUCACCACAUCUCUCUUUUUUUCACUGCAACACAGCAGUACAUACAGUGUACUAAGUACUCCAUUAAAUUGUGUCUGUCAGUUGAACACAGUAUGACGCAGUAGAAGGUCGUAAUAAUUGUUUUCUAUAAAUCCAAUGAGAUUUCGGAUAGUGAUUAUCUAUUUCUGCACAAUGGAAAUAUAAAUAUUUUUGUUAAAUAGGCAAUUAAUUAAUGAAAGCAAGAUGUCUGCAGACUCACCAAGAAGAGGACUUCAUCGGGGUAUCCAAGUAGUUUCACCUCAGCCGAUUAGUGAUCGAUCAAUAAUUGAUAGUGUUGCUGGAAUCAUCAAUGACAUUGUUCCACAAGCGUAUACUGGUUCACCUAACUCAGACAACAAAGAAUCAAUAACAUGGGCUCGCUUUGAGUAUGCAGAUGUCAAUGAUCCAUCUUUCUUUCCUGAUUAUGUCGAAGGAUCUAGUACACCACCAUUACUGUUGGUUUUGGGGUACACAACUGGUGUACAGGUUUGGCUAAUAGCAGCAUCUGGCGAAGCAACUGAAGUUCUAUCGUGGAGACAGAGUGUUGUUCGUAUUCUAAGAAUUUUACCUGACCCGAAAAUAGUUGAAGAUCAUGCUGACCUGUAUGAAAAAAAACGACCAAUAAUAGCUAUAUGUGAUUCUGCUGGGCCUGGACCUCAAUUUUGCAGUGUUAAUUUUAUUUCCUUGAGAACUGGAGAACAGUUAAAAAGCAUCAAAUUCAAAAAUUCUGUUUGUGAUGUCUUAGCAAAUAAAAGAUCAAUAGUAGUUACAUUUUCAGAGAAGAUAGCUGUUUUUGAUGCUCGAACAUUUGAAGAUAUUUUAACUGUAACAACUUGUUACCCGUGCCCUGGUCUAAAUCCUAAUCCCGUUGCUCUUGGAACAAGAUGGUUUGCUUACAGUGAGAAGAAGUUAAUACCCGCCCGACGUAGUAGCGGUGGAAGUGAAGGUGAAGGUGUACAAAGUUAUACAGCAACAGUUUUGUACGCAGCUAAAUCAUUGGGUAAAGGAUUACGUGGACUUGGUGAGACAGUAGCCUCGAGUUUAACUGGAAAUUCAGUGACUCCUAUGAUAAUCAAUAACAGUGGUAGCGAUAUCACACAACCUGGCGUCGUUACAAUACUAGAUUUACAUGCAAUAAAAGAAGAAAAAGAGCUUGAUGAUCCGGCUAUUGAAACAGUGGUUGCUCAUUUCACUGCUCAUAGUGACGCUAUUGUUGCUAUGACAUUCGAUUUAACUGGAGCUAUUUUGAUGACUGCUGAUAGACGAGGACAUGAUUUUCAUGUAUUUAGAAUACAACCUCAUCCUGGUGGACCAACAUUAGCUGCCGUGCAUCAUCUUUAUGUUUUACAUCGUGGUGAUACUACAGCUAAAGUACAAGAUAUGGUUUUCUCAAGUGACACAAGAUGGGCAGCAGUAUCGACGGUUCGCGGAACAACUCAUGUAUUUCCAGUGGCUCCUUAUGGUGGACCUGUGGGUAUGAGAACUCAUUCUACACCUCAUGUUGUGAACAGGCUCUCCAGGUUCCAUAAAAGUGCCGGUCUUACUGAUGAUGGUACAAGGUCUCAUUCUCCCGUUUCUCAUACUGAAUUGCAACCUUCUGUCUACCCGUAUUCUAAUCCAAGACUCCCGCCGUAUCCACAUCCAACGAUUCUUCAUCCAUUAGCGCAGAUUCGUCAACCUUCUACGUUAAAUCACACUAAUAAUCAAUCUCAACCAAGUAGACCUCAGCAACGACAACGGUUACAUUCUGACGAUAAUGGAACACUACCUUUAAAAAUUUGUGCUUGUUUUGCACCAUCAAGAGCAUGGAUUUAUACACAAAGAGAGUCAACAAAUAAAGUUUCUAAACGGGCUAUUGACUCAUUAUUCAUAAUGGCAUGUCAUGGAAAUAUGAUUCAGUAUGAUUUAGAACCAAAACCAGCUACAGGUGUACCGAAAGAAAAAGUAUGUGAUGACACUACAAUUGAAUUAGAAGUCGAAGCAAAAGGACAGUGGCCAUUGCUGAGAAUGCCAAAUUCUUUUGAAAUACUUCCUCCGCUUUCUUCAAUGAGUCCAUUGUUUUGUUAUUCUGGAUCACCAAGGAGCGUUCAGAGUUUGGAUAGUGCAGAAGAUCGUUGGUUGAGUCAAGUGGAAAUUGUAACUCAUGCAGGACCACAUCGUAGAUUAUGGAUGGGUCCACAGUUUGUGUUUAAAACAUACAACACAUCUAGUGGGAUUAAUGUGGCAGAAUCCGAAGCCGUAGAAAUCGGAAUAAUUGGAGGAUCUCGGCCAGCACGAUCAAAUCCUGUUAAUAUGCCUCAUGCUGCAUCUCGACCUUUAGUGCCUGUUGUUAUUGAUGGCUCAGGAAGCAGUUAUGAACAGUCACCGAGAUUGACUGAAACCUUUGAGAAUUCAGUAGAAAAUGAUGGUGUUGGCAUAGGCAAUGGAGAAAAUCAACUUCGUGAGGAUCUUGCAGAGGCGAUGCUUGAGACAUCAGCAGCUGCUCAUCGUGCACCAGGGAGGCGAUUGGUAGUUGAGAGGGUGGGACAACCGGUUACUAAAGUCGUCAACCCUCUGGGCACCGUAAUAACUAUCUUGGCCGACGAGGAAGACGCGAGUUCGAGAGAGGAGUUUGAUGAUGAAGAAGAUUGUGUUCCAGAUGCUCCUAAGAGCUUAUGCGCUGAGGAGGGACCCGCUUCUCUCGGAGAUUUUCAAUCUGAGGGCAGUUCACUUCGUAAUAUUACAGAAAUAUGCGCUGAAAUGCGUGCGGCUAGUGAACCAGCUAUCGAUGGUGUACCAGACGAAAAUAUCCGGGAUGUCCAAGAACAAAAAACACUUUGUGUUGAGGCUGCCACUAUGAAUGCUGCUGAUAAUGCUAUAGAUUUCGAGCGUGAAGGAGCAUUUCGUGAUAUACCGACCAGUUUGAGUCUCUGUGCUGAACAAGGUGAGAUUCCAAAUAGUCCUAUGACUCAAGCUCGAGAAAGCUCUUGGUCUAGUCGUUUAAAUAAAUGUGAAGAAUCUCAAAUUCAACAUAAUUUUGCUGCGGCUAAAUACAUUGUUAAUUAUGAUGAACAAAAUGUUGUUUUAGCUGAAAAUAAAUUAUCAUAUGAUAAAUUAGAAAGUAAAUCUGUUAAAAAUAAAAAUGAUUCAUUUAAUAUUGAAGAAUCUGAACAUACUCCUAAAAAAUCUAGUAAAAAUACUGCCACUAAUUUACCGGUCAAUAAACGCACGUCAACUGUAAAUAAAGAACGACCUAAAUAUUUAAUUCGUGAACAUGAAGACAGUAUUCUUAUUGAAGAUACUAGUGUUCCUAUUAAAACUAAAAUAACUGAACCAGUAGAAAAAAAUAUUUCACCUGAUAGCAAAAUAACAACAGAUGUUAAGAAAAAACAGAAUGAUGAUGAGUUUAAAAUAGAGCGUAAUCAAAAAGACAGUGUUAAAAAUGUAGUUGUUGUUGCCGAUGAACCUGAAGUUAUGGUAGUAGAGAGUAAAUCAAUUGAAACCAUUGAUUCGUUUGUUGAAUUAAGAGCACCUGAUAUUUUUAAUGAACGAAUUAAUACUGUCGAGGCUUGUAGAGAAAUAUUAGAACCGAUGGAAGCUACAGUUGCUACUGCAAUUGCAUGUGAUAUUGCAUCGUUACCAUCUGAUUUACCACCACCACUUGAUGAUUUUCAUUGCAUUGAUUAUCAUAUCGUCGAAGCUAAUGUUUUUCGUAUGAAAGAUGCAAUGUAUCUCAAUCAAUAUGAAGAUGAUAUUGAGCAUAUUCAUAAUAGUGAAGAUAUUUUGAAAAUUGAUGAUGAUAAAAUGGAUUGCGAUCGAAGUAAAACUACGAUUGAUGAAAUAGAAUCAUCACCGUUGCGACAAAGAAAAAGUAGCAAAAGUACUAUUUCAGACGAUGAUCUUGAACAUAUUAAUACUUCAGAGCUAACUGAAUUAUACGAAAAAGCAAAAACGUUAAUCGUUGAACAAAGCGACGACGUUAACUUGCCAGAUAUUUAUCCACUGUCGACUGGUAAAAUUGGGACGUCGUCAGAUGAUGAACUUGAACAUGUCGCACACUCAGAAUUCACCGAACUCAAUAAAUCACCGUCACCAGUAAUACCAUUAGAAUUAUCACCACCGCUGUGUUUAAAAUCGCCUGUAAAUAAAUCAAGAAAAAAAUCGGCAACAAAUGAUGAAAUAAGUAAAGCCUCGAUAAAAUCUAGAACUUCAAGAAAACGUAAAGAUGUCGUUGUGAUUGAUAGUGAAAUAACGGAAGCCGAUGUUACUGUUAUUGUGAAACCACACGAUCAUGCAGAAAAUUGGGACAAGAGUAAAAGUCCUGAAAAAGAUUUAGCUGAAGAAAUUGAUCGAUGUGUAGAACCUGCUGAUCGAUCAAUAGAACCAACAGCGUCUCAGAGCUUACCGAAGAAGACACGAGUUAGAACGAGUAAGAGUUCAAAUUCAACUGUACAAAAAACAUCAGCAUCAAAACUUAUUGAGAUUAUUGAUAUAGAUGCUAUGCAAAAAGCUGAGAUGGAAGUAGCAAGUGGUAUUACAAUACCUGAAUGUAAAAUUUUGGAACCAUGUCCAGAAAUACCAAUUGCUAGAAUGAAAAAGUCACGGCGUAACAAAGAAAUUGAAGUGGAUAAUGAAAGUUGUAAAGUAAUUAAAUCUGAUUCAUUAAAUGAAUCUCGACCAACUGAAGGAAUUGAUUGGUGUCCAACAGAUCAGAAAAAAGAAUCAGAUAUUAGUACAACUAAAAGUAGUACAGUAGAAUGUUCAAUUGAUGAGCCAAAAACGUCAAAGGAUCAAACAGUUAGUGAAAAUAAACCAAUCAAAAAACGUGGUAAAAAAUCAAUUUCAGGUUCUGAACGCGUUUCUAGUACAAAUUGUCAAUUUAGCCUUAAUAGUGGAACUUGUGAACCUUAUAAAUGUAAUUCUACUGAAGAUCCUUCUAUUUUGAUCUCAACAAGCUCAUCAAUGGAAGUAACGCCGUGUAUAAAAGAUACAGAAAAAUGUAUCGAAGAAACUGUAGAUGUAGCUAUACCAGAAGAUGUACAAAUUACCGUUGAAUUAAAAACUAACGAUGAAAAUUUACCUAGUAACAGUAGUGGAGAUUUGCUGGAACAGCAGCAACAUCAACAAAAACAAAAUGAUUCAAAUGAUGAAAUUGCACCAGAACGAUCAAGUUCAUCAGAUGAUCUCAAUGCUAACGUAGUUCCAAUGGAUACUGAAGAAGACAGUGGGGUAAAAGAAGUAGUUGAUAAACCAAAUUCAACUACUGCUUCUCCAUCUUGGUCAACUGUAGGCAAGAAAAAUAACAGAUCUAAGAAAAAGAAACGCAGAUGAGUAAAGGAUUGCGUAGACAUGCCUAAAGCAAGCCUUGCUCUCUAUAUACUACUUAUGCAAGUUGCUGGGGUGGAUUAAUAAUUAAUACAUAAUUAAAUUAAUUCUAUAAUAAUAUUAAUAAUAAUUAAAAAAUAACAAUAAUAACCUUAUUAAUUAAUUGAUUUAGAGUGUAGUUAUUACAAUUGUAAUAGAUAAAUGAUAGAUAAUAAUAAUUUAUGAUUGUUAGUAGAUAGUUAAUCAACGAAGUAGUUUUUGUUUGGAUAAAUAAAAAUUUGUUUAAUCAAGUAUUUUCAAAAUAUUGUAUUGUAGAUUGAAAAAACAAAAUUAACUGCGAAUCCGUCAGCAUUAUAAAAUAAUGUCGCAUUUCUUAAAAUUUUUACGUAGUUUCGAUCUCAAAAAUUAUAUGACUAUAAAGAAAUUUUUUUUUCUAGUUAAUUUUUUUUUAAUAGUUCAAUAAUUUUAGUAUUAAAAUAAUAUAUUAAUUUUGCGAUCUUGCAAAAAGUAUUAUAUAUAGAGUGUUAUUAAAUAUAUCUAUAUUUUUUUUCUUUCUGAUUUAAUACAGAAGUAAAAGUAUUUUCCUUCGUAGCGAAGAGUAUGUAUUUCUAAAAGAAAAAACAAAAAAAACAAAAAUUGUUAAAUUGAUCAUGGAUACUUUAUUGAUAAUAAAUUAUAUUAAUGAGUGAUUUUAAUUGAUUUUAAACUGUUCAUAAAAAAAAUAUAUUUAGCUUUGUUGUAUUAUGAGUAAAAUAAAAUACAAUAUUAAUAGAUUAUAUUGUGUGUCAAAAGUAAAGCCUUUGAUAUAUUUUGUUAAUUGAAAUUUUCAAUUUUUUUAACAAAAGUUAUUGGUAGCAUUUUUAGUCGGUAUUCAUUUUGGCAUUAUACCUUGAUUAAUGAAGAAAUUCUCAUUAUUUAAAGUAAAUAUAAUAUUUAACGCUUUAAAAAUAAAUCUUUGUUUUAUGUAAUUUAAAAAUUUAUCACCUUUAAAAUUUUUAUUUGUUGCUAACUCUCGAUAAUGUUUUCUUUUAUCAAAUUUUUAAUAUCAUAAAUAUAAAUGUGAUUUUAAUCUACUCAUUCAAUUUUGCUUUUGAAUUAUUUCAUUCGACUCAAUUUUAAAAUUUACAAAUAAAUGUAGGUAAUAGUAAGUAAUUUCCUAGCUAGAAAAAAGCGCUUAUAUAAAUCAUCACCAGUUUUAAAUAAAUCUGUUUGUGCAGUUCCACCCUGUUCUAUUUUUUAGGAACUUUUUUUUUUCUUAGAAAAUUCUAUUAGUUGAUAAUUAGCUUUAACAAAUAACAAAAUAUAAUUUUAAUGUACCGUAAAAAAUAUAAAUAAACACUCCCGUCCGCUACAUAACCAGUAUAAUUACAAUUUAUUCUUGUAUUCAACUAUGCUUUGUAAUUUAUUUUUUAAACGUUAGAAAAAAUACACACAUAUAUCCUUUCGAAAAUAUACUUUUUACGGU
This is a messenger RNA of Cotesia glomerata, 6892 nucleotides long. RefSeq lists its product as uncharacterized. The coding region runs from base 328 to 5433 and encodes 1701 amino acids. Gene Ontology annotation, molecular function: protein binding. Gene Ontology annotation, biological process: response to starvation; autophagy. NCBI's taxonomy places the organism in Eukaryota, Metazoa, Arthropoda, Insecta, Hymenoptera, Braconidae. The transcript is spliced from 11 exons. Gene Ontology annotation, cellular component: cytoplasm. The record is from RefSeq and is a predicted model, not a curated record.